Parastagonospora nodorum SN15 is the source of this 522-nucleotide messenger RNA. RefSeq lists its product as hypothetical. Lineage: Eukaryota; Fungi; Ascomycota; Dothideomycetes; Pleosporales; Phaeosphaeriaceae. The transcript is spliced from 4 exons. The record is from RefSeq and is a predicted model, not a curated record. Bases 1 to 522 code for a protein of 173 amino acids.
AUGUUCAUCCGCAAACUAACCCCGCUCCUCGCUCUCUUCUGCCUCCUCACCCUCGCAACCGCCCAACUAGUCCCCACCACAAGCGCAAACGGAUGCGUGUCCGGCGCAGUGGAAUAUUGCAACAAACAAGUCUGGCCCCCAGGCAGCCCGGACCUACACUGCAUGUCCGUCUCCGACACGCCCUGGAGCAACGAAAUGGCACUCAUGCGCUCAAAAUGCUACUGCCUGCGCAAGGACCUGCAGCAGACGUGGUGGACAUGCUUCUACCAGCAAGCAGCGCUGUGUCCGAAAGACCAGGUGACGAUGAGGGAGAUAUGGCAUCAGGAAUGGGAAGUCCACCGCUAUCAGCGCCGCUUGUAUUGUCUGGACGACUAUAAGCCGUCGCCGCCCUGGCAUCUGAUUAAUAAUAAUUACAUGAAGAUGCACUAUAAUAUGCUGCGUCCGUAUCAGUACUCGUAUGAGUUUGCGCAGUACAGGAAACGCGACACGAAUGCUACGGAGCGCAGAUUGGCGAUGGUGUGA